Molecule: messenger RNA, 1584 nt
Organism: Urocitellus parryii (Arctic ground squirrel)
Lineage: Eukaryota; Metazoa; Chordata; Mammalia; Rodentia; Sciuridae
Source: RefSeq, a predicted model, not a curated record
AUGAAUUCCUUCCUAGAAACAACUUUUAUAUUAAUAAGAACAAACAAGAUCCACUCCCAUCAGCCUCUGUGGGGCUCAAGCGCACAGCAGGCCUGGUCCACCCCUUUCCAGGUGGAGCAGACACUGCCAGAGCCUAGCCUUUGGAGCAGAACCACCCCUUCUUACCAGCAAACUACUGAGGAAGGUCAAGACCAGCAACCCAUAUCCACCCACACCAGCCCGCAUGGGAUCCAGGUUCUCAGUAGGCCCGGUUCACCCCUCCCCCCACGAGGCAGACACCACCAGAGCCUAGCCUUUGGUGCAGGACCACCCCCUUCCAACCAGCAGACUAUCAGGGGAUGUCAAGCUCAGCAGCCCAGAUCCACCCACUCCAACUCACACAGGACCCAGACCCAGGAUGCAGUAGCAUUCAUUGAGGGAUACCAGCAGGGACUAGAAGCCCAACAUCAAGAUAAGAGACUAAAGGAGAAAAGGAAAACAUUUAUUAUCUCAGUGUCUGAGGAUACGCUUUACACUUUGCUGGAUGACCUACUAAGUGAAGAGGUAGUGAACGAAGAGGAGGCUGAAAAUGUGAAAAAGAAAAAUGCUACAACUAAAGACAAAGCCCGUGAUUUGAUAGAUUCAGUCAUUCCAAAAGGGUCCUGUGCCAGCCAAAAACUUAUUGACUAUAUCUGCAAUAGAGAUUCCAGCCUUGCUUAUAAAUUAGGAUUUUCUUCAGAAGCUAUUGAUGGCAGACCAGAGACAGUAUCUGAAGAAUCCAGAGGCUUACUCAAGCUUUGUCCUCAUCAAAAAUUCCUGGAACUAUGCACAAAGGAGGCUGGAAGGAUCUACCCAAUCAAAGAGAAGGCGACCCGCACUCGCCUGGCCCUCAUCAUCUGUAACACAGAGUUUGACUCUCUCCCAAGGCGCAAUGGGUCUGAAUAUGACAUCCAAGGGAUGCAGAGGCUGCUUGAAGACCUGGGCUACAUGGUUGUUGUAGAAAGAAAUCUCACAGCCAGGGCCAUGAAGAGAGUCCUAAGAGAUUUUGCUGCCCGCCUAGAGCACAAGUCCUCAGACAGCACAUUCUUGGUGUUCAUGUCCCAUGGCAUCUUUGAUGCGAUCUGUGGGAUCACACAUGGUGAUGAAACACAAGAUGUGUUGCCUUAUGAUUCCAUCUUCCAGAUUUUCAACAACCAGAACUGUUCCCAUUUGAAGGACAAACCCAAGGUCAUCAUCAUCCAGGCCUGUAGAGGGGGAAACACUGGAGAGGUGUGGGUCAGCGAUUUUCCAGCAGGCUCAGUGGACAGCUCUUCACAGUUUUCUGAGAAUCCGAUGCAUGAUGGUGUCCACAAGGCCCAUGUGGAGAAGGACUUUGUUGCUUUCUGCUCUUCAACACCACAUAAUCUUUCUUGGAGGAAAAAAAAUGGUUCCAUCUUCAUCACAGAACUCAUAAAUAAUAUUCAAGAACAUUCUUGGUAUUGUCACCUAACAGAAAUAUUUAUGAUGGUUCAGCGAUCAUUUGAAAUACCAGGUGUUAAAGCUCAGAUGCCCACAAUUGAAAGACAAACCUUGACUAAACUUUUUUACCUCUUCCCAGGCAAUUAA